Manis javanica (Malayan pangolin) is the source of this 2220-nucleotide messenger RNA. RefSeq names its product ceramide synthase 5 (gene CERS5). Gene Ontology annotation, biological process: ceramide biosynthetic process. Gene Ontology annotation, molecular function: sphingosine N-acyltransferase activity; DNA binding. The record is from RefSeq and is a predicted model, not a curated record. NCBI's taxonomy places the organism in Eukaryota, Metazoa, Chordata, Mammalia, Pholidota, Manidae. Gene Ontology annotation, cellular component: membrane.
GGGGAGGCGAGAUGGGCGGAGGAGAGGCCCGGCCCCACCCGGGAGGCGGGCAGAGACGUGCCGGGGGCCAGAAGGGGCCGGAAGGGGGUGGCUGCCUCCCCGGCCCCGCCCCGGUGCCGCCUGCCCGCGGGGUCCGUUGGCUGUGGCUGCAGCUGAGGCUGUGGCGGCCGUGGCCGCGCGGCGGGCGUAAGAUGGCGACAGCCGUGGCGGGAUCCCUGGGCCUGCUGUGGGGCUGGCUGUGGAGCGAACGCUUCUGGCUACCCCAGAACGUGAGCUGGGCCGACCUCGAGGGGCCGGGCGACGGCUACGGCUACCCGCGGGCCCGGCACAUCCUCUCGGUGUUCCCGCUGGCGGCGGGCGUGUUCUCCGUGAGGCUGCUCUUCGAGCGGUUUAUUGCCAAACCCUGUGCACUCCAUGUUGGCAUCCAGGGCAGUGGUCCUUAUCAGGCUCAGACCCAUGCCAUCCUUGAAAAGGUGUUCAUAUCUGUUACCAAGUAUCCUGAUGAGAAAAGGCUAGAGGGCCUGUCAAAGCAACUGGACUGGGAUGUCCGAAAAAUCCAGUGCUGGUUUCGCCACCGGAGGAAUCAGGACAAGCCCCCAACGCUCACUAAAUUCUGUGAAAGCAUGUGGAGAUUCACUUUUUAUUUAUGUAUAUUCUGCUACGGAAUUAGAUUUCUCUGGUCGGCACCUUGGUUCUGGGAUACCCGACAGUGCUGGGAUAGCUACCCAUACCAGCCUCUAACAAGUGGGCUUUAUUACUAUUACAUCAUGGAAUUGGCUUUCUAUUGGUCUCUUAUGUUUUCUCAGUUUACAGACAUUAAAAGAAAGGACUUCCUAAUCAUGUUUGUGCAUCACUUGGCCACCAUUGGGCUUAUCACCUUCUCCUACAUCAACAACAUGGUCCGGGUGGGAACUCUGGUCCUGUGUCUACACGAUGCCUCAGACUUCUUGCUGGAAGCAGCCAAGCUGGCCAAUUAUGCCAAAUAUCAGCGUCUCUGUGACACCCUUUUUGUGAUCUUCAGUGCUGUGUUUGUGGUUACUCGUCUAGGAAUCUAUCCAUUCUGGAUUCUGAACACGACCCUCUUUGAGAGUUGGGAGAUAAUCGGGCCCUAUGCCUCCUGGUGGCUCUUCAAUGGCCUUCUCCUGAUCCUACAGGUUCUGCAUGUCAUCUGGUCCUACCUAAUUGCACGAAUUGCUUUCAAAGCUUUGAUCAGAGGAAAGGUGGCCUAUCCAGGAAGGAUUAGACCCAGACUCUGUACUCCCCACUCUUUUCUCACCUUCUUCCUUUUUUCUGUGCCUGGUGGGACCUGGACAGUUUCAUCUCUUGCAUGUGUCUAAGGAUGAUCGCAGUGAUGUGGAGAGCAGUUCAGAAGAAGAAGAUGUGACCACCAGCACAAAAAGCCCCUGUGGCCACAGCUCCAGCAAUGGUGCCAAUCGGGUGAAUGGUCACAUGGGAGGCAGCUACUGGGCUGAAGAAUAAGGUAGUUGGUAUGGGGACUUCAGCCCACAUGGACUUGUAGGGCCACUGGCAAACUACUCUUGGGCCUCCCCACAUCUGCACUCUUAUGACUUGGGGGUCUGCGAGGCACUGAGGAGAAUCAAAGAAGCAAAUAUUUUCACUUUUUAAAAAAAAACUCUUCCAUUUCAUAUUUAAUAGCCUCCCAGUUCUUUCAGUAAUGUUAUUUGCUCUGUGUGUUUUUGUGUGUUUAUGCGUGUGCAUGUGCAUUUAUGCAUAUGCAUGAGUUUCAUUGCUUGGGUUGGGGCACAAUUCUGGACUGGGGCCACUAGGCCUUGCCUGGUCCCCUUUGAACCCACCUCAAUCCCAGAUUUGGCUGCAUCUUUAAUUAUGCUGGUUCUGGACUGUCCCCUCCCCUGUUGCCCAUGGCUCUGAAGGCUCUGGCCAUCAAUGGAACAGCCAAGUUCAGCUCCAGUUCUGCACUGUUCCUCCUCCGGAGCUGGAAUAUUUCACAUGAAGUUGUAUAGAAAGAGACAACCAUGGAUGGAUGGCCAGGAUUGCUGUGGCCCCCAGCUAGAUUACCGUCCUACCACCUGGUAGUGACAGGGACAGCUGCUGAUACCCUGCUAUUUACUCAAUGGUACACAGGGAGUUGGGGGUGGGAAGGGGUAAGCUUGAGGGCUGGAGGACAACAGCCACUGGGUGAGCUGUUAACGGUUUAUACUAUUGUUUACUCUUCUGUGAUUAAAAGUUCUUCAGCCCUCC